This is a messenger RNA of Plasmodium adleri (nom. inval.), 489 nucleotides long. Its product is annotated as suppressor of kinetochore protein 1, putative. Gene Ontology annotation, cellular component: nucleus; cytoplasm. The record is from RefSeq and is a predicted model, not a curated record. The transcript is spliced from 5 exons. The coding region runs from base 1 to 489 and encodes 162 amino acids. Lineage: Eukaryota; Apicomplexa; Aconoidasida; Haemosporida; Plasmodiidae. Gene Ontology annotation, molecular function: cullin family protein binding. Gene Ontology annotation, biological process: SCF-dependent proteasomal ubiquitin-dependent protein catabolic process.
AUGAAAAAUGAUAAGAUAAAAUUAGUAAGUUUUGAGGGUGAUGAAUUUAUAGUUGACAAAAAUACCGCAUCUAUGUCAACAGUAAUAAUGAAUAUUUUGGAAGUUAUGACUGCUGAAGAAGACACUAUACCACUUCCAAAUAUUAAAACCCCAAUUUUAAAAAAAAUAAUUGAAUAUAUGGAAUAUCAUAUUAAUAACCCAGCAGAUGAAAUCCCCAAGCCUUUAAUAACCUCUAACUUACAAGACGUUGUAUCUUCAUGGGAUUUUGAUUUUGUGAACACUGAUAAGGAGACUCUUUAUGAACUCAUCGAGGCGUCCAACUAUCUUGAUAUUAAACCUCUUCUUGAUUUGACGUGCGGAAAAAUAGCUUCAAUGAUGAAAGACAAAACUACCGAAGAAAUUCGAGCGGAAUUUGAUAUUGUUAACGAUUUUACAAGAGAAGAAGAAAAACAAAUAAGGGAAGAGAACAGGUGGUGUGGAGAUAUAUAA